Messenger RNA from Ruditapes philippinarum (Manila clam), 1669 nucleotides. Its product is annotated as O-phosphoseryl-tRNA(Sec) selenium transferase-like. Bases 308 to 1579 code for a protein of 423 amino acids. The record is from RefSeq and is a predicted model, not a curated record. Gene Ontology annotation, molecular function: tRNA binding; O-phosphoseryl-tRNA(Sec) selenium transferase activity. Gene Ontology annotation, biological process: conversion of seryl-tRNAsec to selenocys-tRNAsec; selenocysteine incorporation. NCBI's taxonomy places the organism in Eukaryota, Metazoa, Mollusca, Bivalvia, Venerida, Veneridae. The transcript is spliced from 11 exons.
AGCAUUAACUUGUACUGUGUAAUAAGAUCUACUCUGGCAUCUCUGCUUACUUCUUCUUUGUUUUGUUUAAGAAUUGGGCCCUUGUAAUUGUAUAACAUAUUUCAAUUUCUUUCUCCAUUAUCGUCUAGUUUACACAUUAAUUGAGUGAAUGAUUCACAUAUCACAAACAAACCAUUUCAGUUUGUUGAUAACAUGAAACUGAUAACAGCUUGACCUACAAAAUGAGGAUGACAACGAUAGUAUAAAUAAGUGAGUCGUUCGAUAGUUAGAACUACAACAACAACAACAACAACACACAUUUUGGAAAAUGAAUGCAGACUCAUUGAAGCUUUGUGAGAACCUUGUUCCUACAGCCUAUGUGCAGCAAGGGACACAAGCGAAACAGAUUAGAGAAAAUAGAAUCAGGACCUUUUUACAACAUAGAAAGUUACCAGAUGUGGGUUGGGAUGAGCAGACUAUAGAGAUGGUCCUUCAAGAGUUUUCUACAAUGGAUAGUAAUAAUUUCCCAGGCAACAGUGGUGUUGGGGAAAGAGAGGGGAGAAUUCUGUCUAACAUGGUUGCUAGGAGACAUUACAGACUCGCCCAUGGUAUUGGUCGAUCUGGUGAUAUUGCUGCCAUUCAGCCUAAAGCUGCCGGUUCAAGUCUCCUUAUGAAGUUGUCCAACUGUCUAGCACUCGAUGUUAUCAAACUGUCAGGUGUCCAGUCAGCAACAAGUUGUUUUGUUGUUCCUAUGGCGACGGGGAUGAGCCUAAUGUUGUGUAUGUUAACAAUUAAAUCAAAACGUCCAAAAGCAAAGUAUGUGAUAUGGCCGAGAAUAGACCAGAAAUCAUGUAUCAAAAGCAUGAUCACUGCAGGCAUUCAAUUGGAAGAAGUUGCAGCUAUAUGUAAAAGACUUGAGGUUCCUCAUCUAGUCAAUAAUGCUUAUGGUUUACAGUCCUCAAAAUGCACUCACCUUUUACAACAGGCAGCCAGAGUAGGCAGAGUGGAUGUGUUUGUACAGAGUUUAGAUAAAAACUUCCUCGUACCUGUAGGUGGCAGCAUUGUGGCGGGGUUUGAUGAAGAGUUUAUACAGCAGAUUAGUAAAUCAUACCCAGGAAGGGCCUCAGCCAGCCCAAGUCUUGAUCUAUUUAUAACUCUACUGUCGUUGGGUCGAGAAGGUUAUAAACAGUUGCUGAAGGACAGAAAAGAUAAUUAUAAUUACCUGCAAGAUAAGUUGAAACAAUGUGCUGAGUGUAAUGGUGAAAGAUUACUGGAUAUAAAACAUAACAACAUAUCAUUAGCUAUGAGUUUACCAGACAUAGAUGGCAAGUCAGCAACAGAAAUAGGCUCCAUGCUGUUUACAAGAUUUGUGUCAGGUGCUAGGGUAGUUUGUCAAACUGGGAAGGAAACAUCAGUUAGUGGACUAAAAUUUCUCAACUUUGGUGCUCAUUUUGACAAUUUUCCGUGUUCGUAUCUAACUGCGGCAGCUGCUGUGGGAAUGACUAAAUCAGAUGUUGAUACCUUUAUAUCUAGACUGGAACAAGUGUUAAAGAAAUUCAAAAAGAAAGAAAACAUCCCAGAAAACAAAGAAAAAGAUUGAAAGUUCAUCAUAGAGUAAGAUAUUUGUAUAAGAUUUGUAAGAUGUAUAUGUAUAGUGCCAUAGAGAAAGCUUUAAAUUUUUCACAGGGGA